Phyllostomus discolor (pale spear-nosed bat) is the source of this 835-nucleotide messenger RNA. RefSeq names its product interferon stimulated exonuclease gene 20 (gene ISG20). The record is from RefSeq and is a predicted model, not a curated record. Gene Ontology annotation, biological process: negative regulation of viral genome replication; defense response to virus; DNA catabolic process. The coding region runs from base 187 to 690 and encodes 167 amino acids. Gene Ontology annotation, molecular function: nucleic acid binding; exonuclease activity. The transcript is spliced from 4 exons. Lineage: Eukaryota; Metazoa; Chordata; Mammalia; Chiroptera; Phyllostomidae. Gene Ontology annotation, cellular component: nucleus.
GACUUCACUCUGAAGAGGAACUCGAAACUAAAGCAGGGUCAGGUUUCCUCGGCUUGAAGUCACAGAUGAGUCACUGCUAAGAGCAACUGCAGUGGCUGAGAAGCGGCACCAGAGACACAGGCGUGAGACCAGGGUACGGGAGGCCGACAGCGCAGCUGAGCGUCCCUGCAAGGCACGGCGGGCGGCAUGGAGGCGGUGGCCAUGGACUGCGAGAUGGUGGGGCUGGGGCCCCUCCGGGAGAGCGGCCUGGCCCGCUGCAGCCUGGUGGACGCCCGCGGCUUGGUGCUCUACGACAAGUUCAUCCGGCCCGAGGGGGAGAUCACCGAUUACAGGACCCGGGUCAGCGGGGUCACGCCUCAGCACAUGGAGAACGCCACGCCCUUCGCCGUGGCCAGGCGGGAGAUCCUGCAGCUCCUGAGAGGCAAGCUGGUGGUGGGCCACGACCUGAAGCACGACUUCGCGGCCCUGAAGGAGAGCAUGAGCGGCUACAGCAUCUACGACACGGCCGAGGACAUGGUGCUGUGGGCCAAGGCCCGCGUGCUGCACUGCAAGCGCGUCUCCCUGCGGGUGCUCUGCGAGCGCCUCCUGGGCAGGAGCAUCCAGAACAGCCUGUCCGGACACAGCUCGGUGGAAGACGCCAAGGCCACCAUGGAGCUCUAUCAGAUGUCCCGGCGACUCCGGCGCCACUGAGGGCUGCCCGGCUGGCUGGCGGUGCCCGCUCGGCUCCAGGCAGCCGCUUCUGUGGGGGCCAGAGGUCUCUGUCUGGUCAGGACAGCAGCUCUCUUGCUUUUGGAAAGUGCAUCUGCAUCAGUAAAACGCUUUUCUAUUUUCUCUA